UCGGAUGUACUGUCAUGGCGGCUGAAGACUCCACUCCCAAGAAAAUAUUAAAUAUUUUGUCAUCUUUUUUACACCAGGAAGAAUACAGCACUGAUUUGAAUUCAUCAGGUGACGGCAGCUUUAUAAAUGAGAAAAGUCCAAUGAAUCUUGGAGCAACACAAUCAAAGGAAGCAUACUUUCAGAGAGUGCAGACAUUCUCUAUGAUAACAUGGGUAGCUAAGCCUGCAGAUCUAAGUCCCCUGCACUGUGCACGGUAUGGAUGGGAGAAUGUUGAUAAUGAUAUUCUACGUUGUGUCACAUGUAAAGCAGUCCUCAGUGCAAAAUUACCUGAGAAUUAUGACCCAGAAAUAUAUGAAGAGUGCUGUGAGAAUAUUGGCCAGUCAAUAGUUCACUCCCACCAGCAGCUCUGUCCCUGGUCUGUCAAUCCUAGCCCCCUACACUUCGCAGCUAUACCCCUAGAGGACAAAACAGUAGCAGCAGAUCAGUAUCUGAACAGAUUCAAAUCUCUUAUACAAAUGGGAGAGAAGAUUCCAGCCUUGCAGCUUAACUCAUUAGUAAAGGAGGGAGGAGCAAAUAUGAAACAAAAACUGCUAGAAGCUACCAUGUCAAGCCUCAUAGAAGAAACAACCUCUUCAAAUGAGGAGAUAGUGGGAAACUGUGCAGUCCUGGCUUUAACUGGUUGGUGCAACAAUGGAACUCGAGACUCCCAGAUCAUCACCUGCAAGUACUGCUGCAGACACAUAGGCCUGUGGAGCUACAUUUCUGCUGGUUGUAAUAAUGCUCAAUCAACAACUGAGGACGAAGAUGAAGAUGGUCCUUCUAACAAACGUAUAAGAUCUGACAGGAAUCGAUGUCAAGAACUAUUUGACCCGAUAAAUGAACACAGAUUGUGGUGUCCUUGGGUUGCCAAACCUAGACAGCCCACUACCUCUCCAAGCAGUCUAUCAGAUUCUGGGGACCAAUCAUCGUUACAACAUAGCCUCAUAGACCAUCAUCUCUCUAUGAAAGGGUCAACACAAUGUGGCUGGAGGACUCUGGGAGAUAUUCUCCUUCCCUCAUGUACUUCUCCAUCUCUUUCUGAUGCCAAAACUAGUCCUGCUCAUGAAGGUUUGCGCAACAUUCGGAAGAUAUUAAAUCACUUGGCGGGAGAUGAGGCGAUGCACUGAGGUAGCGGCAUGAUGCAAUAUAGAAACUCUUCAAGAUAUGUGUUCUCCAGCUCAAAUGGGACUUACACCUUUAAUGUGAGAUUUCACUCAAUACUCAAUAAUGGAUGAUUGAGGUUCUUUUGCAGUUGGUGGAUUGAAUUAUCAGCCCAAAUAUAGAUUUGGCUCCUUUGUCUCAUAAUGAGACUGUGCUCAACAGCUAGUCCCAAGUUUACGAAGUAAGACACAUAGGAUAUUCCAUAUGGCCUAUACGACACACACACAUCAAUGAGAACUGAUUCAUUUACAAUUUUUACUGACUUUAUUUGACAAAUAUUAUUAAUCCUAUGAAUUCAGUACACAUAUAAUGAGAGGAAUAUGGAACAUAUCAUUGCAAAUAUCAAAAAGUGUUGACUGAGAUCAGAGAGAAACGAUGGAACGUUGAUCUAGAUUCUAGACCAGAUAAAUCAGAAGGGAUGUUAUGCAAUACAUGUUGUUUAAUUAUGCAAUACUUUGAUAAUGCAAUGUUAGCUUCAUUCAUGCAAGUCCUUUAUGUCAAAUGUUAUGCGACUUAUGAAAUGAACAAAAAAAUAUUAAGAUUCAAAAUGUCCAUUUCUUGGGGUGGAGGGGGGUAAUAUAGGUCUUAAAAAUACUUGUCCUUUCUCUGAUGUUCUCAAUCUAGAUGUAUAGAAUAGAAUGUAAGGUGCUUUUAUGUGAAUAUAUGCAGCUGCAAUAUCAAGUAUGCAUUGUACUAUUGAUUUACCCUGCAUUGCAUUGUAUAUCU
This is a messenger RNA of Owenia fusiformis, 1926 nucleotides long. The record is from the annotation of a GenBank genome assembly. Lineage: Eukaryota; Metazoa; Annelida; Polychaeta; Sabellida; Oweniidae.